Messenger RNA from Boleophthalmus pectinirostris (great blue-spotted mudskipper), 6012 nucleotides. RefSeq names its product protein tyrosine phosphatase receptor type Z1a (gene ptprz1a). The record is from RefSeq and is a predicted model, not a curated record. Gene Ontology annotation, biological process: peptidyl-tyrosine dephosphorylation. The coding region runs from base 20 to 4342 and encodes 1440 amino acids. The transcript is spliced from 30 exons. Gene Ontology annotation, molecular function: protein binding; protein tyrosine phosphatase activity. NCBI's taxonomy places the organism in Eukaryota, Metazoa, Chordata, Actinopteri, Gobiiformes, Gobiidae.
AAGAGAUUUGCCCCACAACAUGGAGACGAGGCUUGGCUACGGGCUGCUACUGGCUGCGCACUUCAUCCUCGCCUGCCAACAAGUUCAUGGAUAUGUGUACAGGAACCAACGCAAGUUUUCAGAAGAGAUUGACUGGUCCUAUGCAGGAACUUUAAACCAAAAGAACUGGGCUAAGAAGUUCCCUUCAUGCAGUAAUGCCCGGCAGUCCCCCAUCAACAUCGAGGAGAGCUUGGCCCAGGUGAAGCUGCAGUUCCAGGCUCUGCGCUUUGAAGGUUGGGACGCCCUGACCUCUGACACCACCACCAUCAAGAACGACGGCAAGACUGUGGCUGUGAACAUAGACGGGGACUUUCACUUGAGUGGUGGCGGUCUUCAGUCGACCUUCAAAGUGGGGCGCAUCACUUUCCACUGGGGGCGCUGUAAUGCUACAUCAGACGGCUCCGAACACAGCCUGAACGGGGUCAAAUAUCCUUUAGAGAUGCAGAUUUACUGUUUUGACCCGACUCGCUUUGACUCCCUGGACGAGGCCAUUAAAGCGGGAGGCCGGAUCACCGCUCUGGCCGUGCUGUUCGAGACCAGUCCUGAAGACAACAUCAACUUUGUCCCCAUCAUUGAUGCCAUCAACAGUGUCAGCAGAUAUGGUAAAACCAGUGAAGUGUCUCCUUUUACUCUGCGCGGCCUACUGCCAAACUCCACAGAGAAGUACUUCCUGUAUAAUGGAUCUCUGACCACGCCCCCCUGCAGUGAGACAGUCGAGUGGAUCAUCUUCAAAAACACAGUGUCCAUCUCUGACGAACAGCUGGAGAUGUUCUGUGAGGUGAUGACCAUGCAGCAGGCCGGGUAUGUGAUGCUCAUGGACUAUCUCCAGAACAACUACAGAGACCAGCAGGAGCAGUUCAUGGGACAGGUCUUCUCCUCCUACACUGGCACUGAGGAGGUCCACAUACCAGUGUGCAGUUCGGAGCCGGAGAACAUUCAGACCAUGCCGUACAAUCUGAGCAGUCUGCUGGUGAUGUGGGAGAGACCGCGGGCUGUGUAUGACGCCGGCAUCGAGAAGUACUCAGUCAAAUACUGGCUUGCAAACACAAAGUACCCCACCCCCACGGAGUACCUCACUGAUGGUGACCAAGAUGUGGGAGCCAUCUUGGAUAACCUAUCCUCCAACACGAGCUACAUGAUCCAGGUGGUGGCAGUGUGCACAAACGGUCAGUACGGGCGAAGGAGUGACCCGCUCAAGGCUGACAUGCCCAUCGAGGACCCGGAAAAUUCACUCAUUUCCAAAUCAAAUGAAUUUGAUGAAGACGAUGAAUAUGGCCCUGACUUAUCCUGGAAUGAACCAGUCGAAAAGGACGAUUACGAAGUUGUUUUUGUUCCCACAAAAUCUCCGAGCACAACAACUACAGAAUUUCCACGAUUACCUCCGCCAGGCCUUAAAACUACAACCGCAGAACCAAGAUGGAGAAGCAUUACCACAGAAUCUCCAAGCAAAAUUACUCAUUCCAUUCAGAGUGCUUCCAAAAAGACUCCACAUCACAGUACCACCACACAGCCACCAGAGGGAACUGUAGCAUCAGAAAACAGGGGAAGGCUGCAUUUGAAUGUACCUGUAUACACCACUACUACUACUGCAAGAGCACACACUACCACAAGGCCUUGGUACUCCACAAGUGCGAAAGCAGAUAGCAGCCUUCAAAGCCCUAAGCAUGUUACAGACAAAGACAGUAGUAUUUUUAGUACUACCACUACUGCGUCAUCACUUUUUACCAGUCCAAAGACUAAAACCGGAAAAGGUUUAUUCCCGGUUAGUUCAAACAAGACUUCUAAUGACUUCAGCACGACACCUCCCAGCCCCAAACUAAAAGAUGAAAAAUCAUAUAGUCCUACUACUACUACAGAGACAAUUAAAUCAAGCUCACACAAUGCUAGCAUGACAACUAGCAAGACGACAACACCUCCUCCAUUCGUCAAACUUGCGAGUGACCGAGGUCUGCUACACCCUGCAAAAGUCGGACCCAAGCGCAAUGCAAGUAUGUUCACGACAACCGAAGCCCCUCCUGUCUUCCACCAAGAAAACUACACUACCUAUAAUGCACCGUCCCUCCAAGAAAACUCCACCACCCUUAAUACCUCUUCGACCCAAGUCCUCCCUAUCCAACCCACAUCUUCUAGCCCAAGUUUGUCCACCUCCACAGCUCCUUUUGGCACGUUCACUGACUUGCCGACUUCUCUACCAAACGAUGCAAGUAACAGCAGUCAUGAGUCUCGCGUGGGCUCCAUCAGAGACAGAGAGAAGAAGGCUGUGGUCCCUCUGGCUGUCAUCUCCACCCUCACCGUGUUCGGCCUCAUCGUGCUCAUCAGCAUCUUCAUCUAUUGGAGGACCUGCUUCCAGACCGCUCAUUUCUACAUUGACGACAGCUCCUCACCCAGAGUCAUUUCACCGAACCAUGCUGGCCUCGCAGAUGAUGAACAGACAGUAUUUCCUGUGAAGGAUUUUGUGAAACAUGUGGCUGAUCUUCACGACACUCAAGGUUUCCAGAGGGAAUUUGAGAUCCUGAAGGAGAGCUAUGAGGAGGUGCAGACGUGCACGGUGGACAUGGGUCUGACCACAGACAUCUCCAAUCACCCUGAUAACAAAAACAAGAACAGAUACAGCAACAUUCUGGCCUAUGACCACAGUCGUGUCCGCCUCGCUCCUCUUGCUGACAAAGAAGGAAGGACCAGUGAUUACAUAAACGCAAACUUUGUCAAUGGUUUUAAGCAGCCAAAGCUGUACAUCGCAGCCCAAGGUCCACUCAGGUCUAGCAUGGAGGACUUCUGGAGGAUGAUCUGGGAACAAAACGUUGGGGUUAUCGUCAUGAUCACAAACCUGGUGGAGAAUGGACGAAGAAAGUGUGACCAGUACUGGCCAGCUGAGGUGCAGGAGGAGUUCGGCAGUUUCCUGGUGACACUGAAGAGCUCCAAACCACUGGCCUAUUACACCGUCAGGACAUUUAGCAUGAGGAACACCAACGCCAAGAAGGGCUCUCAGAAAGGUCGCAGCAGGGAGCGCACAGUGACCCAGUUUCACUACACCCAGUGGCCUGACAUGGGGGUGCCCGAGCUGGCCCUGCCUCUGCUCAGCUUCAUCAGAAAGUCCUCCAGGGCCCGCACCGAGGACAUGGGCCCCCUGGUGGUGCACUGCAGCGCCGGAGUGGGUCGGACGGGGACCUACAUCGUCCUGGACAGUAUGCUGAAGCAGAUCACAGAUGAGGGAACGGUCAAUAUUACAGGGUUCCUCAAACACAUCAGGACUCAGAGGAACUACUUGGUCCAAACUGAAGAACAGUACGUGUUCAUUCACGACGCUCUGGUGGAGGCUGUCCUGUGCGGGGACACUGAAGUAGCCGCGUCACAUUUGCACAGAUACGUGGACGAACUGUUGACCCCAGGGCAAGCUGGGAAAACGCGCCUCGACAAACAAUUUAAGCUGCUCUGUCAUUCUUCACCAAAGCAGUGCGACUUCACCACAGCCUCAAAGGAAAGCAACGCAGCCAAGAACAGGAGCGCCGCUAUCUUACCAACUGAAAGAUCUCGUGUACGGUUGUUGACAUCAGCUGGAGAAACGUCAGACUACAUAAACGCAUCUUACAUCGCUGGUUACAGAAACAGCAGUGAAUUCAUCAUUACCCAGAAUCCUUUGCCUGGUACUGUCAAGGAUUUUUGGAGGAUGAUAUGGGACCACAACACUCAGGUCAUUGUUUCGCUGCCAGGGUCGACCACCAAUGGGGAGGAGGAGGCGGAGUCUUGUGUCUUCUGGCCGCGUAAGGGAGAGCCAAUCAGCUAUGAGACGUUCACAGUCACACAGAAAUCAGAGAACCACAUCUGCUUGGCCAAUGAGGACAUGGUGGUGCUGCAGGAGUACGCACUGGAGGCCACACAAGACGACUAUGUGCUGGAGGUGAGACACUACCGCGCCCCCCGCUGGCCAAACCCAGACAGUCCCAUAAGUAACACAUUUGAGCUGCUCAGCCUGGUGAAGGAGGAGACGCACUCAAGGGAAGGGCCCACUGUCGUCCAUGAUGAUGUGGGCGGAGCCACAGCGGGGACCUUCUGCGCUCUGCUGUCUCUGAGCCGACAGCUGGAGGCGGAGCAAACAGUUGACGUGUUUCAAGUGGCCAAACUCACAAACCUGAUGAGGCCAGGAGUCUUCACAGAUGUGGAGCAGUACCAGUUCCUGUACAGGGCCCUGCUGAGUGUGGUGGGACAGCAGGAGGACCAGAGAGUGCUCCAGUCCACAGACAACAACGGGACCAUCGUUGUGGGAACGGCCAGCACCGCCGAGAGCCUGGAGUCCUUAGUUUAACACACACCAUUCUACUUUGUGGACUCUUAACUGAGCGUCAUACUCUGUCUUAAAACACACCAACCAAUGUAAAACAAUCAGGCAGAACAUUAGCAACCAACAGCCCAUUACAACCUCAUAGGCAACAACUGUUUGAUCUUUAAAGUACUUUUAUACUGAGUACUACAGAUCUAUGUCCAACCUCCUCAAAUCUAUUUCUAUUUUUAACACGUGCCAAUGUUGCUGAUGUUAACUGUCAGCAGAGGUGGUUACAAAACUGCACUUAGGUAAGAGUACUGUUACUUUUUUGAAAAUCUUGAUAUUAAUUGCUCAACAUCUGAUCUAUAGAUAGAAAAAAGUACAGUUAAUUAAGUAAGUUAAAAGUACUGACCAGCCAGAAAACGUCAAAUGAUUUAAUACUGCCAAGAUUUUGUCACUAAUACUACAGUGGCAAAAGUACAGACAGAAACUUUAUCUCUUAUUACUCAACUGGUAAAACUACUCACUCAAGUAUAUUUCUUUAUAAUAACUACAUCCUUAUUAUUGUUGUUAAAUCAUGAACAAAGACUAUUUAUAAGAAUUAUUGAGACUUAGUAACUACUUAAUUAUGAGUUAGUAGAGUAAAAUCAAGCGGUUACUAAGCCUGAAUCAUUCUUAAUAAACUAUUUUGUUGAUUAAUUAGUCUUUUGUCAUGCAGUAUUAAGGUUAUUUAAAGUGGGACUAAACCCCUAAACUCCGCCCACAACCACAUUUAAAGUUUAUCAUAAACAUAGUUCUGCGUGAUAUUACCAACUACUGGGAACUGCAGAGGACACUGAAAUCAGCACAUUUAGGCGUUUUUGACCAGAAUGUACAGAGUUUACACAAAAAUUGCAACAGUAAUGCUAUUAAAACACCAUAUAGACAUUUUAAUAACUGGAAAAGGUGUUUUUUUGUUUUUGUUUUUUAGUCUUUAGUUCCACUUUACGAUUUAGUUAUUAUAAAGUUUAAACACACACACACGUUUAAAAAGUUUCUUGAGUGUAUAUAUUCCUAACCAGCUGUGCCUAUCAGUGGUAAUAAUGUUUUGCCUGAACAAUAACCAGACCAUUAGUACUGCCAUAGCUCUACUGCCAUACCUGCUGGACUUCGUAUUGUGUGCCUUUUUGUACCUUCAUCGUCUCCUCCUAACACAUUUGAUACCCACUGUAGAGUAACAUCGCAAUUUGAUUUGAAAUGUGGACUAACCAUUUCUUUUUAAACCUUUGUAUUUAUUGGCACUGAGCCUAAAGCAAACAAAAAGGGAAAAUUUGCAUCUUUUUACAUCAAAUGGAUAUUUUGUUAGCAUCUUUUAUAGAAACUCACGCACUGAAUCUCUCUGUAAAUACCACUGCAGCCGUAGCAACCGUGAGCUAUUGAAGGCGACUGUUUGACAAGGGCCUGGAAUAAUUAUUAAGAAUAUUAAUCUAAUGUAAAUAAUAUUAUAGUAAUCAACUUGAUGGACCAAAUUUCUAUUUAUACCUUUAGAUUUUUAUAUUUGAGCGUUGUUAGUGCGUUUGGAAGUUUUGUUUCAUUUUAAUUGCUUAGCCUGAAGGACGUCAUUUGAUUUUAUACUUUUGUAACAGACUAAAUGUAAUGCAUGGGUACUGACUAAACACUGCUGGACUGUUAGCUGUAGGACAUUAAACAUGGAAAAGUAUUGGAAAAAAACA